UUCCAUUAUAAUAAAAUUGACCAACUCGCGUAAAAUUCAGGUAAAGUAUUGCAUUAGUACUUCUUUCGUAUAAAAUCAGCUGUUUUCAUGACUCCCGGGAUGGAUGACAAUUCUGAACUUCGUCUGGUCGGAAUAUUUGUUAUGUUCGUCCUUGGUCUCAUCACGUUCUCCUUGCUUGUUGUUAAUCUUAGUGACUACGAUAGCCUCGACAGUAAUAAUAUUUUAGGAAGAGAAACUUUCACAGAUGGUAAAUUUCAAACUUAUAAAAUAACUUGGAAGCUGUUCAACUGUUGAAAUCUUCGAUUGCUUCCAUUCCGCUAAAACAAGGAUUUCUACUUACAAAACAACUUUAUAACCUAAUAAAAUAAAACAUUACAGAUUAUCAUUUCGGCCGCUUUAUGGACGACUAGGCGCUGGUUAAAAGCUUGAAGCUAACCAUGCUGAAACACCCGACUGACACGACCGAACAUAUUACAAACAAACCUAUUCGAAACAAAAUUGACUUCCUCCUAUGGAGAGUGAUGGGAAAAAAAGUGAACGGUGUCUUCAUGGAUUUUGGCGCGGGAGAUGGUAUCAGGUACUCGAGGACUCUUUGGCUGGAGGAAACCAAAAACUGGAACGUGAUCCUGAUCGAGGCGAACCCGUUGAUGAAACCACGCCUUAAUGAAUCAGGCCGGAAGGCCAAAAUAUUCUCCAGCUGUCUCGGUCUACAGAAAUAUCCGUAUAUUGGCGCGUUAGGUUUAAGGUCAAAUUACGGCAGUCGGCUUCUCGACGACGACUGGAUCAUUUAUGAAACAAUAGUCGAUGUUGACUGCUACCCAAUGUACACUUACUUUCUCGCCGCUGGGUACAAGUCCGUCGACCUUUUGGUUUUGGACAUCAACGGGAGAGAAAUAAACGCCCUCAAGACAACACCGUGGAGCAAAGUGGACAUUAAGGCUCUUCUUGUAAGAUACGUAACACGGGACGACGUGACAGAGAUAGUAAAUUAUUUAACGAAAGAAUCACGGACUCUAUACGAGUUUGUCUAUUACGUCGAGUCAAUCGCAAUCUACUUGUAUUUCGUCCGGGCGGAUAUUUUCAGAAAGUAUAAACAAAAGGACAAGUGAGGAGACAGAGAUAAAAGGACGUCCAGAUUUCCCGAAUAGUAUUUUUUGUCUGGGGUCGUCAUGAGAAGAUCAAAGCCUUUUCUAUUAAGACGUCCGUCACAACCCACCCCUUGUUUUAUGUGACCAAACCCCCUACGCUUUACCCUAACAAUGUCCUCACAACCUCGCAAAUAACGAACAUUUUGUAUUUUG
Messenger RNA from Cimex lectularius (bed bug), 1301 nucleotides. RefSeq lists its product as uncharacterized. The record is from RefSeq and is a predicted model, not a curated record. Bases 438 to 1109 code for a protein of 223 amino acids. Lineage: Eukaryota; Metazoa; Arthropoda; Insecta; Hemiptera; Cimicidae. The transcript is spliced from 5 exons.